AAUAGUAAGCGAUUCUCAUUUCGGUAGCUUGAGACCUCCACUACAGCAUACCCUACAGCAUAUGUGCGAACCACGCGCGCCCUUCUUAAUAACAGUGCCACGCGUGCGGAUCGACAGCAGCCUGUCUCGAACGGUACCAUCUCCCUGAUCUGUAACUACGUACACAAGCGGGCACAGGCGGGGUACGGGGGGGAAGGAAGCCUCCCACAGAGCUUGUUGUACGAUGUGCGCCCACCGCUUGUUCGUGACCCACUCGUCCAUCGUGACGAGCGCUCAUCACACGGUGGCCCCAAAAAGCACAAACAUUCCGCCGCCGGGGGUCGAAAAAAACGACAACCCCCCCCCCCGCUCUUCCGUAUGCGACCUCCAGAAGAGGGAACCAACCCUCACGCCCCUAGACCUACUAGGAUAAACACUCAUUAGACACAUUUUACCUGACAUGACCUAGAACAACAACAACAGCGACAGCACCAGACAAGCAAGAUAGGCGUGUACACCACCCCCCUCUCUUCUCCAGCUACUACUAUAAUAAUAGUACUCGCAUUGCGUGCGUGAAAUUCUUUCCCCCCUCCUUCGCCUCCUUCCCCUCCGCCCUCCCUACCCGUCAACCCCCUCUUUUCUUCUCCUCGUGCCACGCGUGUAAACGGCCCGAAGCGGCAAGCGCCAUCCCCUCACCCCCCGACUUGUAAACUUGGGAAGCGUCGCGAGGCGACACAGGCCACCACCAAGAAAAGGGUUCUUUCAAUGGCGCCUUGUUUGCUUGGGAUUACCCGGCACUUGCCAAAUAUUGUCCUUGCGUACGGUGCUAGAUCACGUUUCACUGAAAUUUCACCAGUGCCCCCUCCCUCCCUUCUUCUUAUCCAGUAACGUCGGAGGAAAAGCGCCGGCAAAUCAACCCCGCUCUUUCCUACUCUU
Messenger RNA from Ectocarpus siliculosus, 915 nucleotides. NCBI's taxonomy places the organism in Eukaryota, Phaeophyceae, Ectocarpales, Ectocarpaceae. The record is from the annotation of a GenBank genome assembly.